Messenger RNA from Colletotrichum tamarilloi, 1647 nucleotides. RefSeq lists its product as uncharacterized. The record is from RefSeq and is a predicted model, not a curated record. The transcript is spliced from 3 exons. Bases 1 to 1647 code for a protein of 548 amino acids. Lineage: Eukaryota; Fungi; Ascomycota; Sordariomycetes; Glomerellales; Glomerellaceae.
AUGUCUUCUCCAACUCAGAAUUUUGCUGAAUAUGUUCCCGACAAUCGUACAGUUGAUGAGGAAGAAUCGGCAUGGGUCAGAUCCCGCCCGUCGGUCGAGCCAGGUGCUGAGGAGGGCUACGAUUUCGGUCUCUUGAUCCCGUCUAUCGACGACCCGAUUUGGACAAGCGGCACGGGUUGGGUCUUGUGUAUUCUUGGAUAUGAUGAAGAUGAUGAAGAUGAUGAAGAUGAUGAAGAUGAUGAAGAUGAUGAAGAUGAUGAAGAUGAUGAAGAUGAUGAAGAUGAUGAAGAUGACAAGAAUGAGGGAUGGAUAGGAGGCGGGGAAUCAGGAGGAACAAGAGGAGAAUGCGAUGCUUCAGCCAAACUUGAAACGGAAGCUUCCGUCUCUAUAACGAAUAAGCACAGCCAUCAGCAACGUGACCUCGAAGUCCAUAACGCAGCCACGCUUUCAGAACAGCUUGAACAAAUGGCACUCGGCGAAUCGAAAAGGUCCAAGACAUUCGCGGGGAUUCCGGAACAGCCCAGGAAUUAUGCAUUGAGCAGAGACAAGUCUGGCUUCUCUCCGAACGACGAUGGAACUAAAAGCUCUCCGAGACUAAUGAUCGGUGGUCCUGGCUUUAGAGAGCAUCUAUACAGACACCAUGAACAAAAGCCCAACUGCCUACGUUGCGGCAGAGUCUUUGAGAAUCAAGCUGACUCGGCAGAGCAUGCUCAGCUAGAGGAACCCUGCAAACUCGUCAAGAAUGUCUCUAUCGAAGGUUUCAACAAAGACCAGUUGAAGAAAUUGAAAAGUCGGAAGCGGGCACGAGGCCAUAGAUCAGAGGAAGAGAAUUGGAGGAAUAUCUACCGCAUACUGUUCCCGGAUUGCACUGUCAUUCCAGACCCUUUCUACAGGAUCCAGUACGAAGACAGCAUUGUAGGACACAGUGAUCUUCAGGAGCUGUUCACCCAAGACAAUGACUCUGGCAUGGGGGAGCAGUUCUUCUCAAAACUAGAGGAAAUCGCUGAAGUCUCCCUCGACAACGCCAAAAGGCGCGCAGUGCUGGGGCUCUUCAAGACAUUUGCUCAAAAGAAGAUCGCCAAGACGAAGGAAAGCCACGUCCCGCAGCAUCCAGGAGGCGCAUGUACUGCAUCUCAAAAAGCCACAUUCUCAUCGACUAUUGAAAACCCAUCUGACGCGAGGUGCGUUGAGGACUCCACUUCGUCGAUUCACCAAGACGCAUCUGUCGCGUCACUGGUACUAGAGACCGGUAUAGACGUAUUUGAUGACACCGCGGGCAUUUCUUCAUGCUUCGCUACUUUCGGUUCAAUCGAUGAAUACGACUUCACUCAGGCGUUGUUGGAUGAUCAGAUUACAUCAUCAACACAGUGGCAAGAGGCUGAUUCGAACUGCAUCGAGGGAGGCCUCAACCAAUUAUGCAGCUAUCCAUUCAACGAAUAUCUGGACAUGGCUGCUACAUGCCCAGACAAUAUCCUAAAUGAAGGAAUCAGCGUCUAUAAUGGUGUUGGAAAAAACACAGCAUCGAACUCUUUGACACUGGCGUCAGUGGAAACGGCCGUGGUAGAUGAGAAGCGCGAAGAGGCCGCCAACAUCAACAACAAUGAUACAGAGGCAGACACUGACAGGAUGAUCGAUGUUAGAGAGUGA